UAUUUAUUCAGUUAACACACACAAACACAGAAUCUCAAACCGAGUGGUGUUUCAUUGUCAUCACAUAUAACUUUUUUUUUAUUUUCCACCUUAAACUUUGUCUGAGGUGGCGCUGCCUCCCUCUUCUCCCCCGACGAGCCGCGAAUGGACUUGGCUGAAGUAGAAGAAACUCUGAAGAGGAUCCAGAGUCAGAAAGGAGUGCAGGGAAUCAUCAUCGUCAAUUCAGAAGGAAUCCCCGUCAAGACGACUCUGGACAACUCCAGCACGGUGCACUACGCCGGACUCAUCCACCAGCUGGUGAUGAAGGCCAGGAGCACCGUAAGAGACAUCGACCCGCAGAACGACCUCACCUUCCUCCGGGUCCGCUCCAAGAAGAACGAGAUCAUGAUCGCUCCAGAUAAGGACUAUUUCUUGAUCGUCAUUCAGAACCCCUCAGACUGAACAAGGAGCAGCUGCUGCCCCCCGAUUUGUUACUCUGUCCAUCUUUCAUAUCUAAACAGCCAAACUUUUUUGUUUUUGUCUCAAUUAAUGAAACAGAACCUGUUUUAUCAGAAGCUUAUUGAUGCAUUCGCUGAAUAAAGGAGUAAAGACGGGUCUAAAGGUGGAUCAAAACUGAGUCUGGGCUCGGUGACGCUCUUUCCCCCCUUAUUCUAUCAUUCCAGUUCAGUCUCUUCUCCAUGCAUAAUGUAUGUUAUGAUACUGUGUUGAUCAUGUAUUAUAGCACAUGGCGAGAAAUACAUACCUGCUGAACUACCUUAACUUAAAGAUGCACAGUUAUAAAGGAGAGAGAGACUGCAACACCUAUUUAGAUUUAAAGAUCUUUUAGUUUUUCAAUGCAAUCUUAACAGAAAUCACGGGAUUGUUAUUUAUUGUUUAGUUGGCUUAAGAUGCUGAAGUGCAGUAUUUCAGUGGUGAACAGCGAACUACACUACAAUCGCCUCUGCUCCUGUCAUGUCACGUCCCUGUUAGCUAUUUGUAACAAAUGAAGAAAUAAAAAAAAUGUCAAAAUGUU
Molecule: messenger RNA, 1012 nt
Organism: Scophthalmus maximus (turbot)
Lineage: Eukaryota; Metazoa; Chordata; Actinopteri; Pleuronectiformes; Scophthalmidae
Gene: dynlrb1
Product: dynein, light chain, roadblock-type 1
Exons: 4
Coding region: 145-441 (98 amino acids)
Biological process (GO): microtubule-based movement
Cellular component (GO): cytoplasmic dynein complex; cytoplasm; centrosome
Molecular function (GO): dynein intermediate chain binding
Source: RefSeq, a predicted model, not a curated record